This is a messenger RNA of Zonotrichia albicollis (white-throated sparrow), 10770 nucleotides long. RefSeq names its product neurocalcin delta (gene NCALD). Gene Ontology annotation, biological process: calcium-mediated signaling. Lineage: Eukaryota; Metazoa; Chordata; Aves; Passeriformes; Passerellidae. Gene Ontology annotation, molecular function: tubulin binding; calcium ion binding; actin binding. The record is from RefSeq and is a predicted model, not a curated record.
UGAGCUUGCGGCCCCGGCCGCGCCGGCAGACCGGGAGAGACAGAGCCCGCUGGAUGCUGCAGCCAUCCCCGCCACCGCCACCGCCGCCGCUGCUGAAUCCCGGGGGCUGCCGGAGCAUGGACUGCUGAAAACUUGCAUUUCUGCAGCGUGAGGUAAUACUUUAACUCCAAUAUGGGAAAGCAAAACAGCAAACUACGCCCUGAAGUCAUGCAGGAUUUGCUAGAAAGUACAGACUUUACAGAACAUGAAAUCCAGGAGUGGUACAAAGGCUUCUUGAGAGACUGUCCAAGUGGACAUUUAUCUAUGGAGGAGUUUAAAAAAAUAUAUGGAAACUUUUUUCCUUACGGGGACGCUUCUAAGUUUGCAGAGCACGUAUUCCGCACUUUCGACGCCAACGGAGACGGAACAAUAGAUUUCAGAGAAUUCAUCAUAGCCCUGAGCGUCACGUCGAGAGGAAAACUGGAGCAAAAGCUGAAGUGGGCAUUCAGCAUGUACGACCUGGAUGGGAAUGGCUACAUCAGCAAGGCAGAGAUGCUGGAAAUUGUGCAGGCAAUCUACAAGAUGGUUUCUUCCGUGAUGAAGAUGCCAGAAGAUGAGUCAACCCCGGAGAAGAGGACCGAGAAGAUCUUCCGGCAGAUGGACACCAACCGUGACGGAAAGCUCUCUCUGGAAGAGUUCAUCCGCGGCGCCAAGAGUGACCCGUCCAUAGUCCGACUCCUGCAGUGCGAUCCCAGCAGUGCCGGGCAGUUCUGAACCCGUACUUUGGAUGAAUUAUCUAUCUGCUUUUUUUUUUAUUUCCUUGCCAAACAACAUUCAUGGUAGUGUUGCCUCUGUAUGGCCAAUUAUGCCUUCAUUUGUGGCAUCUUAUAGCUUAUUUUGUUGUGGAUUAAUUAUAAGAAUGCUGAAUUGCUCUUAACAAUUUGUCCAGAGCAUGGGCAGUACUGUUCUAAACAGAUAUUGUGGUGUUACCAUUGUUUUUAAAAUUUCAUUUUGUUUUUUGUUUGUUUGUUAGUUUGUAUGUGUUUUGGAAAGUAACAUGUUGAGGAGGAGUAAACCAACAACAAACCCCUUGGCAGCAAGACACACUGACAGAUUUUAGAUUGCUGCUUUAGUUGUUAGGUAUUCACCUGCAGAACCUGAAAGUGUAGUAAGGCUGAACCAAAGGGGUUGUGAUGGGUGGGGUAGGAUUCACCUGGAACCUCCUCUCCUGUCCAGAAGGCACCAGUUAAGAUCAAAGACAGGACUGGGAAGAAGUAUGAAAGUGCAAAACAUGUGGGGUGUAUCAUUCACUCCUCUGCCUCGUUGUUUCAAUGCUGUGAACACUUUCCAGGUUGUGAAGAAGGGACAAAAUGAAGGUUGACUUUUUUUACUAGGUUUACAGUGGUUGAAGUCAUAUGGCUUUAUCUGAAAAUUCAGCAAUUUGCAAUCCUGAUCUCCAAAUCCACAACUGACAAUACCUCUUGCCGUUUGGGAUCAGCAAAAGCAGACACAGAUAUGAAAAGCUGGGUCUUGACAAUGAAUUUAAGGGAGAUACAUGUUGAAUGUGAAAUUUUCAGGUUAGUAAUAAAGCAGUUGCUACUAGGGAGAGUGGGCAUUCAUGUGAGGAACUCACAGACACCUGCAAGCAGCUCCAGCUAAGGCACAUCUGCUGUUCUCAAUGCUGUUGCGUAGCAGGAAGUUUUGGGGGUGUUUUUGUCUCUCUCCAUGUAGCUAACAGAGUUUCUGGGCCUGCUCUUAGGGGAAGGCUGUCAUCAAAACUUGUUUUAAACAUAAAAUUGUAGCAUUUAUAUUUCAUUUAUUUUAGUAAAGUUCAAAAAAAUCUGUACUGAAAUGAGGAAAUGGUACGCUUUAUGAUAUAUUUAUAUAUAUAUAAAAAUUAAAACAAAAAAAGAACAGCUCUUGAGAGAAAUGUUGAAUGUUUAUCUUUCCGCCUAGGUGCAGGAGUAUCUGAAAUUUGCUGCUGCAAAAUUUUAUCCUUUGGUCAAAGUUGCUGUAUGCAAAGCUAGUAUACACAUGUGGGAUUUCUUAGGGACUUCACAAGCGCUGUUGCAAGAGAAAAGCUGGAAAAGCUUUAGCAACAGGAGGCAUUAUGCUGACUAAAUUGGCAUUAAUCAGACAUUAGCUGAAGUCUGCUUUGUGAUCCUGCUGGAGAGCGACCCAUGCAGGCAGGCACGGUGUUGGGAAUGCAUGAGCUCGUUAGAGUAACCUUUGUCUGACAGGCAAAGUUGGCAUUUUGUCAAGUGACCUUGUAGAUGCUAAUCCCCAGUAGCCUUAAUUUAAAAUAAACCAAGUAAAAGAAGUCUGCUUUGCAGAUGAUGUUUAGCUGAAUACUAAUUAGAAGUCACGAAUAAGUAGUUGAGCAUAAAUAAUCUUCUGUGGAACACUAGCUAGCAUGUACAAUAAUUGACAGAAGCAAUCCUAUACUUAAUUUUCCCAUACCAUUUGCUUUGCGGGGUGUUAAGGGCAAAGCAUUUUAAGAGAAAAUAAAAGUAAAUUGAAAAUAACAUUGUUAAUCAAUUGUACUAAAAUUUUUAUGAGUGGCUAAUGACACUCAAUAAAUGUCUUCAAGCACACAUUUUUGUCUCAAACAAUCACAAAAAUCCAGUUGAUGAUAUAUUUCCAUUACAUUCAUCAAAAUACUGAGCUGAGCUGAGCUGAGUGUGGGAAAAUAAGAAAGCAAAGGGGGCCCAGCCACAGACUCAAACAGAUUUUAAUACCCAGCACUUUCAGGUGUUAUGAGCAACACUGGCAUGUUUUGCACCAGUUUUUCUGGCUGAUGAAAAUAUUCUCUAUCUCCUUCUCCCAAAUCUUAAUUGGACACCAUGUGCACAAAUCCCCUUCGAAGGACAGUCUGUGCCUACCUUUGUCAAGGUAAUUUUCUGCUUUACCUGGAGAUGUUCUGGCCCUCUCUUCAUGUCCAUCACCUCAUGGAUUUUGAAAGUCAUGUACUUGAGGGUUGUUUUUCAGCAGAAGAAGCCUGGCCAGACUCUGGGGACUGCAAAGGAAGGUCAGUGGGCAUGCAGUGAUCGGCACACCCCUCUGCCAGAUGGGCAUGCCACCACCCCAGCCUCUCUGGGGCUGCUCCAUCACCACCCCUGCGUGGGCAGGACAAGGUGACACCGCAGGAUCCCUGCUGAAUUUCCAACCUCCUGGCUCAGGGCAGGCACCCAUGUCCAAAGCAGCCCAGACUGUGGAAGCUGGCAUUUACUGAAGGUGAACUCGGAUACCUUCUACGGUUCCAUCUUCUUAGUGCUGUGAAAGCAGCUGCAUGUGACUGAAGCUUUAAAAAGGUUGCCUUUUCUUUAAGUGACGGCAUUCCACCUGUUUUUCAUUUUACAAGGCACUUCUGGCCCAGAACCUAAUCUCUCCAUUUGUUUUUGCUCAGCAGUUUCAGGGUGUUUCGGCCAGGCUCACCUCCUGUGCUACUCCUGUACAACGCAGGUCUGAACGCACAGCCUGUGCUGUGACCCCAGCAGACAUGUAAUGCUCCCCACAGCUCACAACAUUUGGAAUCAUCAGAAUUAGCUUACAGCUGCAGAGGACAUAGCUGCAGAUAAGGCUAUUGUAGAAACAUUUACAGAGUGAGCUAGGGUUAUUCUUUUACCUGACUGCCACUGAUGAUUGGUAUUAUUUUAAAUUAUUAACUAUCCCUUUCUUUCUCUGCCUCUGCAUGUACUUAAAUAGUGAUUUGUAGCUGAAGUUGUGAUAGGUACAUUUGCAGACCUCAAAUCAGCAGGACAGCAGUGGUGUGCUGUGCCUCAGACUGAAUUUUUCUGCUUUGCUGUCAUUUGCAUUUGUAAUCAUAAUUGCCUUCAUAAAGCUUUUGAAGGCAAAGUGUGAAUAGCACAGUAAGUCAGACUUUUGAGUGAUUCAUUAGCAAUAUCUCCACACAGGAAGGACGGCAGACAGCACAUGCUGUUUUGUAUGACUUCUCAAUUUUGUAGAUGCAUUCUCUAGUUCUCACAUAUGCACAAGGCAUUCUUCACUAUGUAUUGUCCAAAGGGAUUAAUGAGCAUAUGUCACAUGUAGACUGAACUCAUGGAAAAUGCCAGUCUCAUUUAGCUGACAUUCCCAGCCAGCUUGUCAAACUCUGGGCCAGAAGAUGAGGAGUGAGGACUAUGACUUGUGAGUUUUGCAAUACUCUCCUUGCUUUAGGGUGCUUUGGGAGGGGAAAAGGGAACACAACCCUUUUAAAAUCAACACACAUGUUCUUGUGAGCGCUUAGAGUUUGAGAAGGACUGAAGAAAUAUUUAUGUUUCAACAUUAUUUGAAGCCCUGUCAGUUCACAAUUCAAUGAUGUUCCUGAGGUACCCAGAGCUAUGCUGUUCCCUUGCAGUUCUUAGGAGCUUAUAGGAUUUCUAUCUUCUUCCUGGGGCAUUCUUUUUGUUCUGCAUUAUAAGGCAUGACCUCCACAUUUUCUGCUGCUUAAAACAGUAAGCCAGAAGUAUGUAAACUUUGUAGCUGGAGGAGGUCUGUGUGCAGAAAUAUUGCACACCAGCACAGGAAGCAGUCACACAUGCCCAAGGCGCUGUGGUUUGAGCACUGCCCCUGGGGGAUGAGCCCAGGGCUUCUCUCUUUGCUGGUGGCAAAAGCGCAAUAAUGCUGCUUAGCUUGAUUUUCUUUCACUGCAGGUCAGGUUAAGUCACAUUACCUUGCAUUGCUGUGGGCAGAACCUUGUCUCAGCUGGCUCAUGGAAACUUGGUGAACUGUGGUAUCUUGGUGCUGAGCCUAAUCUGCAGACUAAGCUAAGCUGAGAAGGUGGCCUUGGCCAUACGUCUCAGUACAUGUGAACCAGAGAACACGGUGACAACUGGCAGGUCCCCGGGGACAUGUGGCAGUGAGGAGGGAAUCUCCUGCCCCAGAACAAUGCCCUGAGCUGAGCUGCCUCCUCCUUUUAAAACUCCCCCUUUUUUCAGCACCACUGGUGUAAGAUGCAACAUGAUAGCAAUAUAGCAGGUGAGGAUGGAGGAAGCAUCCUUCAGGAGUUUCCUUUCGCAGUUUAGCCUACAAGUGCCAAGUGAGACAGUCAGACUGGUCUGAUUGUUGGCUGGACGAGUCUUCCUGAGCACCCAGUACACCAGCACGUCCCUUCAUCUUCCCUAUGGUGCUCCCUCGAUUUCCAGGCAUGGCAGCCCUUGGGCUCAGCAGUCAGAUGUCAGGUACCUGGUGCAAGACUGGUGGAGAAAAAUAUUUCACCUGCCCUCUGCAUAAGUACUUGGAUGCAUUCUUUGCUCUGUGUCUCACUAAGCGGGAUGUCAUGUAGGAGUCGGAAAGUGGGGAAAGUUGGUUUUCUUGGCAUCACAGGCAGAACCUGCACUUGGAAAUGCAGAGAAACUUGUCAAGUGCCAGAGGGCUGAGCAGUGCUCAGAGCUGCAUGCAGAGUUUUCCACUGAUUGUGCAGGAGGCAGAUAAGAUAAACAGCAGUGAUACGUCAGGCACAUGGUGCGAUGGGUUUCGAGAUAGGGCUUGACUAGAAAUGGCACCUUCUAUGUGAGCAGCUCUGUCUGCUGCAUAUUCUGUCAGAGGUGCUGGCAAAAUACACUCCAAAAUUAAGGAGCAGAGCUGUUCACCAUGCCCUGGCAGGUAUUGAACAAACAGCUCCCAGGAUAAGGUUUUCCCUAAGUGCAGCUGAGGACAAACCAUUGCCUAUGGGAGUUCAUUCCUGGUCAUGGUGGAAGACAGGAGAAGGGAAAUCUCCAUUGACUCUCGAAGCCCAGGUGUCAUUUUGCAGGCUAGGGAUGGUGGAAUGAACAUCUGUGUUUUAAAUACAUAGAAAAGACAGCAGGGACUGUAAACUGGCAUAGAAAUCAGUGACAUUAGAAACCAGAACCACUGCUGAGGGACUGCAAAAGCCAAUAGGUAUCUCUGGCCAUCAACUGGAUACACAGUCAAUCUCCUUACCCCUUGCAGAAAAUAUGUCUGCAUUCUAUGGGAAUCUAAACAGCAUCCCUUAUUCCAUCCUGGCUUUUGCUGCAGUUGUUUCCAAAUUAUCCAUACUAAGAAGUUGUUUCCAGGGUGAGGAUUUUCAGAGGAUAAGGUAUAAAGCUUUCCAGCUGUACUGUCCAUAUCUUAACAAGCUGGAAAGGCCAGAUGCAAGGAGCUUUUCAUUGUUUCCCACAGAUUGUGUUAUUUCAAUGUGUAGCUGGGAUUAAGCUAUCACCUGUAAAAUGCUGUCUAAUAAGAAAAACAAAGAGCUUGAGUUGUAGUGAACAAUGUGAAAAGACUAGAGAAAUGAAAAACUAUGGGGACAUCCCUGCCUGUAGCCCAGGGUCUGAAUUUGCACAGUGAAACCCUCUUAGCAGUAGCCAGCACAGAAAAGCUCCUCUACUCCAGCCAGUCAAUGGUACCUCCUGGGCUACUUCAGCCCUGUGUGGGGAGGCUGGGGACUCUGGGUCCUGCCACAGACAUGGCCAUCUGACAUUAUCAGGCAGGCUGAGGGCUCCCUACAUCUCCAGGCACACACCAGCCACCCACCCUCUGCACAGUAUUCGCUCACUGUGCACCUGAGAUGUUUCAGAUCUUCCCCUCUUGCCCUGACCUUAUACCAAAGAUAUUCUCACCUUCCCAGGGCAUGUGCUCAGGGUGUCCAGCUCUCCAAGUCUCUGCAGCCACCUCCCAGUUGCCAUUCCCAGCCUCUGUGUGAACAAAUAACAAACACCAGCCCUUGACAUGUGGAGGAGCCAAGCUUAAUGCACUUAAAUGGAGCAGCUUCUGAUUUGGUUUCCCAUCUUUGGCCCACCUGUGAGUACCACACUAUUUAUUUCUUAUCAUUAAGUAAUGGCAGUAUUAAACAUUUUAAGGGCACUCUGAACCUCUGAAACAAUUUGGUUUUCAUGGUAGUGUACGUGUUUGUUGAGGCACUGCAGACUGAGCGUGCCUGGGCUGCUCUCCCCUGCCCUGUUUGCUCCACAGAGAGCUGGUUUCUUCCAGCAGCAGCUCCUCCCCAAGCAUCCCUGUGCAGUGUGCAGGUGCCCCAGGCCUGCAGGAGCACCCAGGUGCUGUGGACCAAGAGACAAUUUUGGCAAAGUUAUAUCAAGCAGAAACUCUUCCUGCUAUCUGUCAAAAACGAGUGUUGGGAGUGUGGCCUCUGGUUUUCUCCUGCCUGGGGACAGGGGUUCCAGCAGUGCUCAGGGCUGGCCUCAUGUUCCUCACCAAAUGGGAUGGCAGGAUGAUGGUGGUCAGUAAACCCCCCUGAGAAAAUCCUCUUAGAUUCUAAACUUCAUUUGUGCUGCUCAUUGGCUGCACUCAGAGGGAACGUUAAUUAAGGGUCCAGUGUGGUAGUUUGGGGGAGAACUUGCAGUUCCUUGCCACCAGCACCUUUUUAUUUCCUGUCAUUAUUCCCAUUUCCAAGGCAACCAAAUAGUUUUUAUUAGUAUCCGAAAGAAAAGAAAAAUCACAUCCAGGGUUUCAAUCCAAUAAGGAUCUAAGGAAGGUUACUAAAGACAUCAUGCUCAAUGUUAGUCAUACAAACUAAUGUUUCUUUGGUAUUUUGUGUUUAAUUUUCUUAUUCAUGUGGCAGACAUGUUUGUGAUUUAUUUCAUUAUUUUGGAUCCUCUUAGAUUUAGCCCUGCUGGUCCUUCAGCUCUUAUGCAGAAGUCCCAAAGACCCCGGGAGCAGAACUGACUGAGCAAUUACCAGUGAGUUGGGCACAUGGUGCCUGGUAAAAAUGAAGAGCUUAAUUACCUUAGGGAUUUUAUUUGUGUGCACACUUGCUUCAAGGAGACAAAUUGAGCUGCAUUGCAAUAUGUUUAUCUCUUCCACUUGCUCACUUCAAUUCCAAGCAGUCUUGUAGUUAAUAAUUGUAUAUUCAGCAUUAUUUUGCUCUUGAACCUGAAGUGACCAAUAUUGUCUUCCUCUGACAGGAUACUUAAUACCUUCUGAUUUUAAAUAUUGCUGAGUGAUGUGAUGGAUGCAAAAGUAGUUACACAUUUGUGUGCUGGCUUUGGCUGUGAUAUAGUUAAUUUUCCUCACAGUAGCUAGAAUGAGGGUCAGUUUUGGAUUUGUGCUGGAAACGGUGUUGAUAACAGAGGGAUGUUAUCAUUAUUGCUGAGCAGGGCUCACAUGGUGUCAAGGACUUUCCUGCUUCCCACCCCAUCAGCAAGGGAGCUCAGGGGGCACAAGGGAGAUGGGAUGGGACACAGCCAGGACAGCUGACCCCAAGUGACCCCAGGGAUACCCCAGACCAUGGUGUCAUGCUCAGCAUGCAAAGAGGUAGGGGAAAGAAGGAGGAAGAGGGUGACAAGUUCAGAGUGAUGUCAUUUGUCUUCCCAAGUCACACUCCCUGUGAUGAAGCCCUGUUUUUCUGGGGAUGGCUGAACACCUGGCUGGCCCAGAGAAUUGGUGAAUGAAUGCCUUGCUUUGCUUGUGCAUGGGGCUUUUGUGUUCCCUAUUAAACUGUCUUUAUCUCAACCCAUGGGUUUCUCACUUUUGCCCUUCCAAUUCUCUUUCACAUCCCACUAGAAGGGAGUGAAUGAGUGGCUUUGUGGGACUUAAUUGCUGGUUGGGAUUAAAUCACAACAAUUUGUUUAAAUUUGGGCAGGUAUUUUUGAUGCUGCAGAAACUAAUAAAUUGAGAUAAAACAUGACCAAGAGCUGAAUGGAUCAAAGUGCCCAGUUCCUAUUUAGGUCCAUGACCAUUCCACAGGGAGAGCUUUCCCUGUUCCCUCAGGCUGUUGCCUCAUUGCAGCACAGAACAGACACAACAAAUCGAACUUGUAAUGAUCUACUACGAGCAGACUCACUGCAGCAGCAUGGAGUUCAGUAUAUCCUGUGUCUUGGCAAAAUUAGAUACCUCUCUAGAUCUAGAUGAAUGCUUUGUAAGCAAACCUACAUAUCCUAAGGAAGAAUUUUACUAUUCAGAAAGGAGAGAGACAACUAUGAAUUAAAUUAAUUUGGUCCACAUAUUUUUCUUACAGCUGUCUAGAAUUGAAAGUGUCCUGUGUGUUGUUGCCUCUAGCUGUUGUGAUGUGUUAAUUCCCCCCCCUGGUUCUGUUGUAAGCUCAUCUGGUGGUAUCCUGGGUCUCCAGCUGGUUCUCUGCCAGGCAAAGCCCAUGGGAAGGACAUGUGGAGGCGAGUGGCUUCCAGGCACACCAGGGGCAGCUUUUGGGGACGUGGCCCUGUGCUGCUCCGUGCUUUGGGAGUCUGUACCUACAGAGCGAGUCAAACAUGCCUGAUAAAAGGAAAGUAGAUGAUCAGGCCACCAAAGGAGACGGAGAAUUUGGCGGAGGGUUGUGUAUGUUUUGUGCCCCCCAGCACGUGCACGGUUCCCCCAGCUAUUAACUUCCAGUUAGGACCUUUCCUGAGCUCUUAGUGUUAGAAUAAAGUUUUCUUCUGCUGAUAAUGUAUUUGUGUUAUGCAACGUACUCAGAAAACAGAAAAUUAUCUCUCUAUGACUGUCCUCUCCUCUCGAGAAGCUCUUCUCCUCUGUACAUAUGAUAUGCAGAAUGUAUGGGAGUCUUACCAGCGUUGGUUUGCAUUUUUAAGACUGUACUAAUUAAUGUGUGAUACUAUUGUGUUUUUGUAGUGGCAUCUUUGAUGUAAGAUGUAAAAACUAUUUAAAUUUUUUUUGUUAUUGUUCAGCUUUUAGAGAUAGCACCAAGGACUGCAUGUUCACUAGAAUCAGCCCUUUCCAGGGGCUGCCAUAGCUGCACGCAGGCACCGGUGUUUCACCCGGCAUGUAGCACCUGCGUUCCUCUCUUAAUAGGGGUCAGUUUGGAGUGGAGAUGAAUUCUUCCUGAAAAGUCUAGUUUUGUCUUUCCCUCUCUCAGUUCAAGCUGUGUGAUUCCCUCCCACGCUGUGUGCCAGCCCUGGCCCCAGAGGAGACCUGGGAGGAAUGUCCCCUGUCCCGGGCACCCCGCUGGCAUCGGGCCCCCUCACCCCGUGGCUCACCCAAUGCAUUCUCCUAGGAACGUGGUUUUCCUUGGAACUGCUGGCUGUGCCAGCACAACAACAGUGGGCUCACAUUGCAAGACAAUUUGUGCAAGUGACUUUAAAAUGAAUUAACUAAAAUUGAGGGGAAUGAAGGAAAAGAAGAGCCUGAGCAGCAAUUUUAGGAUCAGAAUCUUAUUGGGGUGCUUAAUAUAAGAAGAACUUGGGGCCAGUCCCUAUAAGGUAGGACCAUUUGAAUGGCUUAGGUCUACAUUUCUUGUCAGGUUUGGAGAAUGAAGUGGGGCUCAGAUCCAGUCUUUCAGGCAGGGUUGACUUACUGGAUAGACUGAGUCUGAGAUGCUUCUCCAGAUUGUGUCGUGGGCCAAAAGACAAGACAUGCUGCAGCUUAGGAGUUAUUUUUCUUUCAGGUUAUUUUUUUUUCCUUUUUAAUGCAGAAAGCAGUUCAAACUGCACCUGGCAAAAUGACUGACUUCAAAAGCAUGUUUUUCCUUGUUAUAUAGACACUCACAAAACAGCAUUGUGUGGCUAAAAAGGCACAUUUGUGACAGUUUCUUUCUGAGUGCCAAAAUAUAUAAGCAGUAUUGUUUGAAGGGAAAUAAAAAUUUUUUUACUGUAUUGUUAUUACUGUUGAACAAAUAUAUUGUUUUUAAAUGUUAGAUUUUGAAGACUUUUGUAUUGUAAAUUGUUUUGUGACACGGUGCUUUUUCAUACUGGAAUUAUUGAUUGCACCUAAAUAUUAAUUAUUGCUUUCUUAUAUAAAUAUGUGACCUUGAACAAUCUUGAUGAAAACCAAUGUGUGGUGGAUACCAACAGUUCAAAAAAAUUCACCUACUGAAAUCCCCUAAAUGUUCUUUCCUACUAAUAAACAUUCUGCUGCAGCUAG